CUUGCACCAUCAUCAUCAGUCAAUCACCAACCAAUCGCGAUUUUGAGAUUUCGGAAGCUUCGAUUGAUUUGGGAUUUUAGGGUUUUUUUUUCUCUGAAGACUACGACGACGAAGGACCAACAGUGAUUUUGACAAUGACGCUACCUCCAGGACUCUACUCCGGCACCAGCUCUCUUGCUCUGGUAGCUCGUGCUUCGGCUUUUGGCUUGGGUCUCGUCUACGGGAACAUGAAGCUCAAGGUCUUGAAGAUCAAAUCGAUGUCACAGAAGAAGGUUGAAGCCACUGCUCAUCAUUAAACGAUUCUUCUCCGUUUUUACAAUAAGAUACCAAAAAAAGCUGGGGGUGAUAUCUCCCCGGUUAGUAUUUUUAUUUCUUUUUUUCAUGAUUCAUCUUUUUUAAUAUAAGAAGGAACAAAUCUGUGCUUCGAAAAGCAUCUUAUACGGUUUUAAGACCUCUUUGAAGUCAAGAACAUCUUUCGUAUUGUUGUCGUCUAAUAACAGCAUUCACAUUCACCUCA
Messenger RNA from Capsella rubella, 517 nucleotides. RefSeq lists its product as uncharacterized. The transcript has 3 exons. The record is from RefSeq and is a predicted model, not a curated record. Bases 135 to 296 code for a protein of 53 amino acids. Lineage: Eukaryota; Viridiplantae; Streptophyta; Magnoliopsida; Brassicales; Brassicaceae.